UUUCAGAGGGGGACUGGGAGCUGGGUAGAGAGGGCAUGAUUGCACACAUUAUACAGCACAUAGCAACCAGCACAACAGAAUAAGAGCGCACUCCAUUCAAUACCAACAAAAGCCUAAAGAAUACAAAAAGCAAACAACUUAGGGGUAAAACAAGAACAAAGCACGUUAUUUAUACACUCCAAGGCGCUGGAAGCAACAGAAAUACAGGGAAGAGGGAACAGGAACAAUAAAUAUCCCACUGAAGAGAGGACAGCUUAAAGUACUGGACUACUUGAUUUUUUUGCGCUGCACUUAGGAGGAGGCGAAGAGUUGACGCAGAACGUUCGGAUUGCGCAGGAAGACACCCGUUAGGAAAUCACUCAGGAUUCUAAAACGUUCUAUUCCAUCACCCAUUCUACUAAUGGAAGGCAUGUCCAGGAUAUCAGCAUCGGUGACGGUAAGAUCCCAGUGAUAAUUUAAUAAGCAGUACAUGUUCACUCCAUAAUAACCAGAUUAUCAAAGCGUUUCACUGUCUGUUAACUUGACUAGGGGCGCCUGUCCAUUCUAAUAAGCUGGCUAGCAGAGUACUUUCACUUUUAACACGUUUCAUGUUACACUGGAGGUGGACUGUAAAUCUCGAUAAUCAGCUCGCCUGACCUUAACACGAACAUGACCUAUGCACAGCUCUCUUAAUACGCAUAUUAUAGGCACAGGUUCAGGUAGUAUGCGUUGUAGAAUUGGCACAUCUGAUUAUAAUACAAGAUAUAGGCACAUAGACAGACCUAGAUAUCACAUGGGGGUCUUUGCACAUCCCCAUGCCGUGAGCCCGGGCACUGCACAGACUAACCCUGGAAUACAACAUCAGGAGGAAUUCCCCCCAUCAUUAAAGUGGUUUACUAAAAUGAGCAUUCAGGGUGAUUUUAAAUUUUUUUUUUUUUUUUUGACUGACACUAUUUUGACAUUUAAGGUUGAAAUUCACUUUAGUAAUUAACCCUGUUAGCUCAGAGUAAUACAUUACCAUACCAAGAUGCACACAGAUAUACUAAAUACACACAAACACUGACACACAGGUAGGCACGCACUGGCAUUUACACUCAUGUACCAACAGUCUCAACAUCUCCGAGUCUGCUGCUCAUUCCUGCUCUUACUGCGCUGGCUGUGGCGCACGCUGUAAAUGUGUAGCCAGGUCCCCAGUGACUCUGGCUCUAAAUGAAGCACCCCGCCUCCCUCUAUAUGUUUGAAACUACUUGUAAUGCCAGCAGGACCAGGAAGGGAGCCGCAUUUUAAUUUUCACUGCUGGCAGCAGGCACCCUAACCCCCUAGGGACCUGGCGCAGUUGCUGCAUGGUUCUGCCCCUUAGUGGUACUGUGUGUAUGCCAGCAUCUGUAAGAUAGAGAAAAUGGCAGAUCACCUGCUGGCAUGGUGUUGUAGAAGUUGUGCAACAGUUGAGGAUUGAUCUUUUUGGCCACCCCUGCUCUAUAGGGGGCCAGGGACAGCUUGCCAUUAGGUCUGACACCAUUAACACGUAUCUCAAAUAUCUGACACAAACAACAUCUUGUCUCGAACGCCACAAUUAAAUAAUAUAAUUUAUCCUGGGGUCACGCCAAACGUGUAAAUAUUUGCAUAUAAUGCACAAGAAUGCAGGUUAUUUUAUGAAGGCUAUUUAGUCAUAUAAUGUCGUAUGACAUUUUUUUUAACUUGUGGUUUUUAUGUAGACUAGCUGCAGUAAAGACCUCACCUGCCACAGACAGUAAGCUUGUGGUUGCUUUAGUCAUAGAUAAGCAAUACAGUUUAUCUAUACAGCAUGUAGUUGACAUGCAAGUCUUUGAAGUGAUAUUGCUAGGCAUGACUAAGUGGCUGAACAGCUUUUGUUGGACUUGUAGUUCAUAACUAAAGAGGUCUUACAGGGUGUGAAGUCUGUGAUGAUGUCAUGUGUCAUGUUGUUACUCAGCUGUUGCAGUUUUUGCAUAGUAUUGGACUUUCUAUUUGGAAACGUUCUGUAGUAAAAUAAAUGGCACGAGACACCAAUGGAAUGUUUUUGAUAACUGAACUUUAUAAUUUAGGACUUUCAUUGAUCAUCAUACAUACCACCUUUCACACUUUUCUAAUAUUUAAUGGGGUUAUACAUGAAAUACAUAGAUAAAAUGAUUAUUAGCGUGUGUUUUUAUGUCUUGGAUUGUAGUCUAAAAAGAAUUCCUUAAAAUGUGCUUGGUAAAGCUGGCUAAUGCACCUUUUGCAUAUUGCGUGUUUUUAAUAAAAUGUAUCAUUUAACUCCGUGUUGGCUAAUCUUGGCAGCCCACAUUGCCAAGAUUCUAAACUCUGUUUCCCUUGAUGCACAGCCAACCAUAACACACUGUUUUAACCACACGGGUUUUACAGUAAAUCAAUAAAAUUGGGAUGACACACAUUUUAAGUAGUUUAAACUACUCACGACAGUAUAACGAAUAAUGUAUUCCCAGUGGUAUUUUUUUCUUCACUUUUGAAAUUUUAAAAUGUGUGUAUUCUGCACAUACUCUGUCUACCUAUGUAUGCAACGCACAUGUGCAUUUGCGUGUGCACAAAUCUGCAUACCAUGUGGUAAUGGAGAAACACGGUUUUAUUACAGAAAGUUUGUAUAGCUUUUUUUUUUUUUAUAUAUAUAAUAUAUAUCCUGCUGCAACAAUUACCUCCAACAAGGAGAGGAGUUACUUUCUUUUUCUGUUGUCACUCUGUCAAGUUGUAUUAAUUUGAAUGACAAUUUGUAACUAAACUCUUAGUGCCGGUUAGGAUACUUUACUGAUACAGCUCAACAGGCACAUAGGUUUCCAUCUGUGGAAAAACAUGAGCUUUAACCCCUUAAGGACCAAACUUCUGGAAUAAAAGGGAAUCGUGACAUGUCACACAUGUUAUGUGUCCUUAAGGGGUUAAACUUUGACUGGUUCAGUAAAACAAAAGGGGUCUAUUCGCUAACCAGUACCCUGUAAUGACUUGAGAACCAACAUUAAAAUAAGCAAGUUAAAUACCAGUUCAAGCAAGUUGGAUGUUUACUUCCAACUCUGCUUAUUUGACCUGAAUUGUGCAUGUUGGUUCUCAAAAAUCCCCACAAUUUGUUUUGGGAGAACACACCUAAGUAAAGGAUUGCGUAAAGAAGCAGGCCGUGGCAGAGUUUAAAGCCAGAUAAAAUGAUAAAUGUGUCUCAAAGAGUUUUAACACACUGUGUGGGAGAGAAGGAUAUUGCAAUGGGGUGUGUGCUGUACAAUGCUUUGGUAUUAUUAAAUUCGGAAAGGAAAAGAUUUGAGGCUUUUUCUCAGAUUGUUUACAUUAGUAAAUAUAUUUGUGCCUGCUCAACAUAGUAAAUACAUUUGUUCUGCAAACACUAAUAUAUGUAAGCCCUGCUGGGGUUUAUUUAGUACACAGUGAAUGAUUUUGAAUGAAAAACAAAAUGUAAUUAUUUAGGCCGAAAACAAUUUAAGACUUUUAAGCUUUGUAAUAAAUUUCACUAUUUGGUUUUCAAUUUACCGUAAUCCAUUGCUUCAUAAAUAAACUUUUAUACUUCUCAUAUAUCCAACACUGCAUAUCCAUUUGAUGUGUUAGAGGCAUAGACAUGCUUGCAUGUGCACCUUGUACAUUAAACAUUAAGCAUACAUUGAACAAGAAUCCCUAAUUUGUCUCAGAAUGGAAAAUGCAGUGACAGGAUAAUUUAUCCAGACAGAGGAAACAAAGGAUUUGUGUGUACAUGUAUGUCUUUCUGAUUUAUUUAACCCCUUCGUGAGCAGGGACUAAUCAAAUCCUAUAUUAGCAUUGUUGUAACAUGUAAUCUGUCAUGAAAGUUUUAAGAAAUGUAUGUACAAUGUGUCCUUUGUUACAUUUACAUCAGAUACUAGUAAAUCAAAUAUGAAUUGGGCUCAUACGAUAACUAACAGUGUAGCUUUUAUUUUUUUAUGGACUUUUACUAAUCUUGCUCUAUUUUGUUUAAACUCACUACUGUUUUUUUAUGUAAAAAUAUCAAGGGCUGUAGAAUAGUAUAGUAUACCUUUAAAUGCUAUUCAAAUAUUGUAUGUAUUUGAUUUGUUUUUUGCACAAGUAAUUUUUGUUCUAGAACAUGUCGUAUUGUGUUUGUUUAUAAAGCAUAGUCUCUAGUAUAUGUUUAGUGUGCAUGGAUGUGUACAUUGUACUGUGUAAGGACAUUAUGCAACAGUAUGUACAGUAUUACGAAUGUAGUGUUUGUGUACAGUUGAUAUUGCAUAUAUUUAUGGUAUAUAGAACAUGUCUUUGACCAUGUCUGUUCGAAUAACUUCCAGUAAUAUAAUAUAUAAUUUGCUUCUCAGGUUUUCCUGUUAAACGUCCUGCUGUGGCUCACCGAUGUCCAGUGCAUUAAUUUCAGCGAAUGCCCCAAAUAUGUUACAGACUCACAUUUAGGAUAUCUGGAUAAUAUGGUGAGUGUAAGAAUGUGUGUGUGUGUGUGGGUAUAUAUAUAUAUAUAUAUAUAUAUAUAUAUAUAUUAUAUCCAAAAUACUCAAUCCAGUGUACUCGCUUAUUCACUAAACAGUGAUUUCAAAGCUCACAGAUUGUAAUAGUUUUAUUUAAGAACGCCUCACCUAGGCAAAACAUAUUGGUGGUUUAGUUACAUUAUGUGAUCAUGUAUUGCCUAAGCCUUCCACAACGCCAGUCUAUAAUGUAUGCAUGUUCAGGAGGUGAGUGCAGCCCUCUUGGUUUCAUUUAUAUGUAUAUGUAUAUGUGUGCGUGUGUGUAUAUAUAUAUAUAUAUAUAUAUAUAUAUAUAUAUAUAUACAUGUAGAUCGGUCACAACAUUAAAACCACUAACAGGUGUUGUGAAAUAACAUUGAUUAUAUUGUUGCAAUAUUUGUGUCAAGAAGUAGGAUACAUUAGGCAGCAAGUGAGCAUUCAAUUUUUGAAUUGCAUGUGUUGGAAGCAGGAAAAAUGGAUCUGAAUGACUUUGAUAAGGGCCAAAUAGUGAUGGUUAGACAACUGGGUCAAAGCAACUCCAAAACACAGCAGCAAGUCUUAUGGGGUGUUACCGUUAUGCAGUGGUUAGUAUCUACCAAAUGUAAUGCAAGGAAGGACAACCCACUAGCGUCAUGGGCAUCCAAGAUUCAUUGAUGCAUGUGGGGAGCAGUAUGAUCACAGAAGAGCAACUGUAGCUCAAAUUGUUAAAAAAAACUUAAUGCUGGCCAUAAUAGAAAGGUGUCAGAACACACUGUGCAUUGCAGUUUGCUUUGUACGGGGCUGCGUAGCCACAGACUUGUCAUAGUGCCUAUAAUGAACCACUAUCCACCGCUAAAAGCGGCUUCAGUGGGAAUGUGAGUGUCAAACCUGCACCAUGGAGCAAAGAAGGUUGCCUGUCUGAUGAAUCACCACCUACCUAGAGAUUGUUGCAGACCAUGUACCCCCUUCAUAGCAGUGAUGUUCCUUGAUAGCAGUGGCCUCUUUAAGCAGGAUAAUGCAUUUUGCCACUCUGCAAAAGCUGUUCAGGAAUGGUUUAAGGAACAUGACAAAAAGUUCCAGGUAUUGCCAAAUUCUCCGAUCUCAAUCCGAUUGAGCAUCUGUGGGAUGUGCUGGAACAACAAAUCCAAUUUGUGUUGGCCCCAUCUCGCAACUUGCAGGGCUUAAGUGAUUUGUUGGUAAUGUCUUGGUGCCAGAUACCACAGGACAUUUUCAGAGGUCUCAUGGAGUCCGUACUUCAAUGCAUCAGAGCUGUUUUGGCAGGACAAGGGAGACCUAAACAGUAUUAGGCAGGUAGUUUAAAUGUUUUUGAUGAUGACUGUACUUAAUUGAAGAAGUGAUUGUUCAAAACGUCUGAACACAUUAACCCAUUUACCGCAAUCAGCUUGUAUACAUAUUGUUGGUUUCAACUAGUUGUCAACAGCACAGACUGCAAAAUGUAUGUAUUAGAAAAUCCCCAUUUAAAAAGGAAACGGGCACUUCACUGGAAAUGAGUUACUUGUUCCAUCAUGUCACUAAAUGCUACUGCAGCAUUUGUUGGGGUGAACAAAUCGGUGGAUAUAAGCAGGGCCGGCCUUAGGCAAUUAGGCGCCCUGUGCAAAAAGUCUUCACGGCGCCCCCCCCACCUCCCACCAAGUUGCCUGAAUACAGUAACACACACAGGCACCGGGGACGUGUGUAUCACGAGGCAAACAAGGCAUCUGCCUUGGGCGCCACUUUGCAGGGGGCGGCAAAAAAAAGCAUCCCUCCAAACCCCCAGGCAGAUCCCUUGCUUGCCUCGCAUCCUGGGGGGCUCAAGAGCUGACCGGCUGGCCACUUUUGAGCCCCCCCAAGGCUGGCAGCGGGCAGCGAAGGAGCAUACUCACCUGAGCUCUUCCUGCUCAGCUUCCUCUGCGCCGCUUAAUGAAGCCGGGAGCCAGAAUAUGACGUCAGUCCGGCUCCCGGCAUCACUAAGCGCUGCUUACUCAGCCUGUGCGCCCCCUGCCUGCCUGCCCAGCAGCCACACUGGACUGCUGGUAAGAAAUCCACUCCAGCUUUCCCAGGGAGGCUGGGUGGAUUUAAAAUAAAUGUAAAAAAUAUUAGUUUGUGAGUGUUAGUGGAAAUGUCUGUGUGUGUGUCUGUGAGUGUUUAUUUUGAAGUGAAUGUGUGUGUGUGUGUGUGUGUCUGUAAGUGUGUAAUUGUGUGUGUCUGUAAGUGAAUGUGUGUGUGUCUGUGAGUGAAUGUGUGUGUUGGUCAGUGAGUGUGUAGUGUGUAUGUGUCAGUCAGUGAGUGUGUAUGUGUCGUCAGUCAGUGAGUGUGUAGGUCAGUGAGUGUGUAGGUCAGUGAGUGUGUAUGUGUCGGUCAGUGAGUGUGUGUCGGUCAGUGAGUGUGUGUCAGUCAGUGUGUAUGUGUCGGUCAGUGGAGUCGUGCAUCUUUCAGUGAGUGCUUGCGUCUGUCAGUGAGAGUGUGCAUCUGUCAGUGUGUGUCCAAGUAAUAGUGUAUGUGUGUAUGUCAUUGUUUGUCAGUGUAUAUGAGAGUGUGUGUCUGUCAGUGAGUGUGCGUCUGUCAGUGAGUGAGCGUCUGUCAGUCAAAGUGCGGCCUUGACAGGAAGGGGUGGGGGAAAUUUAAACUCGGUUACAGGCAUGUACACACACACUCAGUUAAAGGCAGUCACACAUACAGGCACAGGCACAAACAAUGGCACAGCUACAGCGACACACACAGACAGACAGUCACAUAGGCAGUCACACACACAGACAGACACACAGUAACACACACAUAGACAGUUAUACACACACAGGCAGGCAGUCACACAGAUAGAAAGUCACACACACAGGCAGGCAGUCACACACAGACAGAUAGUUACAGACAGACACACACAGGCAGGCAGGCAGUCACAUACAGGCAGUCACACACACAGGCAGUCACACACACAGACAGACAGUCACACACACAGACAGUCACACAGACAGACAGUCUCACACACACAGGCAGUCACACACACGGGCAGUCACACAGACAGACAGUCACACAGACAGACAGUCACACACACAGGCAGUCACAUACAUGGGCAGUCACACAGACAGACAGUCACACACACAGACAGUCACACACAGGCAGGCAGUCACACACAGAGACAGUCACACACACACACACACAGAGACAGACAGUCACACACACACACAAGGACAGGCAGUCACACAGACAGUCACACACACACACAGACAGUCACACGCACACAGGCAGGCAGUCACACAGACAGACAGUCACACACACACACAGACAGACAGUCACACAAACAGGCAAACAGUCACACACACACACUUACCUCUUUCCAGUGGAUGCAGUUGGCUGAUGGGGAAGCAUCUUUCCCUCUUCCUGUACAGCAGGGGCUUCGGGAGGUAUUAGCCCCGUCUCCGCCUCUCGAUAAGCCCCGCCUCCGCCGCUCGGUAAACCCCGCCCCCUCUGCCGCGAUUUUUUUUUUUUUUUUUAAUAGACCCGGGUGGAGAAUAAUUAAUCCUCCAGCCAGGUACCUCUUUUAGCUCCCCUGCACUCCGGCCAUGAGUGAGCUGUGUCGGCCACAGGGCGCCCCCUGUUCCAUGGCGCCCUGUGCGGUCGCACAGCUCGCACACCCCUAAGGCCGGCCCUGGAUAUAAGUAAAACAUGCACUUACCUCCAUAUCACAUCUGACUUUGUUGCUUCCUGAUGCUUCAGGUGUGACUGUGCUCUCUCAGAUAUCUAUACAGAAAUGCCAUACCAGCACAAACAUUCCUUUAGUAGUGCAGCACGCGUAAGCUGUGCAUAUUGGACUGCGGGGUUAAACCAAUCUACUUGCAGUGCCAACAUUGUUCUACAGGACAUGUAAAUUAAAAUAAAGUGAACUAGUAAGUAACAAAAAAUAUUUGCAUGACAAAUAGCUAAUUUGUAGUUAGCUAUAUAAAAUCUCACACGUGACCGUUCCUUCCAAUCCAGUGAACAUUAUAAUAUUUGCAGGACAUUUGUCUUGAAAUUGUGUUUUUUGUCUUAUUUCAGAUUGAUAGCCAAAUUGAAAGUUCAUGUGCUAUAGAUGUCAAAUUGUUAAAGAAAGGAACUUUGGUGAGUUUAUUUUUUUCACAUAUAUAUGUAUAACAUAAUGAUAAAUAAUCUGUUUAUGUGAAAAUGAUACCCUAGAUGGAAUAUAGACAAAAUAAAUUGGGUUCUAUGGAUUUUCCCAACCUCCUCUAACCUUCCCAGAACAACUAUCCUAAGAUGCAAUUUUUUCCCCCAAUACUAAGCUUACCAUUUUAUAUGAUUUGUAGAAAAAACAGUUAUCAUGACAAUUACUGGGACUGAAAUUUUGGUCUGCCUGUUAAUAUUGCAGAUCAUGUAAAUGGCUUCUAGAGUGCGCAUGCAUGCAUAAUUAUUAGUUGAAGCUGUAACUCAGAGGAUUGUGGUUUCAUAUCUAACAGGCCUGCUGAAACUCUGCAGUUGUUAUCAGAAGUGGAACACACAUCAAACAUGCUGCAGCUGAUAUGUGUCCAGACAAUUGUUUAUUUCUCGAGUUGAAAUUGCGAACUCCUAAUUAUAAAUGAGUCAAUGCAGUUAUUGUACUAACAACACAACUUUUUAUUGACUCCAGGUCUGACAAUAGCUUAUAGUUUAUCUGUUGUUUAUAAAGCGGGUACUAACUGUUAUUGUUUCACGUUCUGAUUUUUUGUUUGUGAAUGUGUUCCUCUUGUUUUUAUCUCAGUCAGAUUACUGCUACACCCGAGGCUUAAUCUAUCAGCUUGGCGAUCUAAUAAGGAAAAACUUAAAAUUCAGAAAUAAUUCUGUCUACCAGAAUAACACAGCUGCUCUGCUAAGUUUGUACAAUGAUCAAAUCACCAAAUGUGUGCUGAGUUAUAAUGAUGGUGAUAAAAUCAAGCUAAUUAAGGUAAGUGUUUCAAUCAUAAGUCCGACAAAUACCAGUACAUAUUUUUUUUUUAUAAAACGUUGGCAGUAGUUUAAUUAGGCAGUAGUAUAUAUUUACAUACUUCCCAACAGUCCAGGAGUUUGCAGAACAGUCCUGAUUUGGGUCUUCUGUCACACGGUUCCCUGGUAUACCUGAGCAAUGUACUCAAUAAAUUAUUGUUAGACAUACGAUCUGAACAUAAGGUACUGCAUGCUUUUAAUGAGCUCUGUCUGGACAUUCCUCAGUGGUUGUGGCUAUAUUCUCCGCUUGAAAUACCACCCCCUUACAAGCAGAAUCCCCUUUUUUUUCUGGAUAUUUCCACCCAUCAUUAUAUCAUUGUUACACCUUCUCUUGGACUGCUCCAAAGUUGUCUCCCAUUCAGACAUCCCAGUGCAGUUAUGGGGCUUUAACUGACUAAUAAUCAUAUUUGUAUGAUUUUACUAGAUACAUGUUUCCAUAAUACAUUCUUCAUACUAUUGCUAUAUUUGCAGUAUUGUAGAAAUUUCCAUAAAUCCAAGUAGGUUAUUGUUAAAUUUAUUGUCUAUAUAUUUUAUUUAUAUGUUCUUAUAUGUUCCAUUAUGAAUGGUAUACCUGCAUGCAGUGGAGUCAAAAUAUAAUGAUGAAAUAUACUCAGUGUCAAAAUUUAAAUUCACUGAUUGUUUGGGGAGCCAGAAUUACAAGGGCUGACCCACUGUGCCUGGUAAAUGUGAGGAGAGUUCAAGUAUGAUGUGUUAGUAGAACACUCUAGGUACCCCAGUCCUCAAGGUACCCCUACCAGUCCAGGAUUUAGGGAUUACCCAGUGGUGUCUAGGGUGUUUUUAGGAGAAAAAAAACACCCUAGACACAACUGGGAAAUCCCUAUAUCAUGGGGAGCAUUGAGGAUUGGUUUGGGAACCACUGCUCUAGAACUCUAAUUUUGUCUCUUUAACAGAAUUGGAAUGUGGGGAUUGGUUUUUAUGAGUGGGACGAUAUCGGUUAUAUAAAGGGUUGAAAUGAUGUGGCGUGUGAUGAGGGGUUCCCUUGUUAAUUUUUUUUUGUAGGACUUUACCUCAAUAUAAAAUCAAGUGUCCUAUUAUAGAAAAACGUUUAACAAUUCUUUCUAUUGAUUCUCAGAAACCCAAUGUCUGCGACUCUGAUAUAGAAAGUCUUAGCCCCGUGCAGAUCCUGGAGAAAGUAAAACAAUUGUUUAUUGAUGCAAAGAAUUUCCGAAUAAAAUAUCAUACGGAUAAUGAUUGUGAAGAGCUUUAUGAGAGAGAGUGUGAAAAUAAUGAUCGGAAGGCUGGUAAGUUACUAUUUUUCACUGUACUUUAUUUCUUUAAAGACCAAUGGUGCUUUCUGCUGUCACAAUACAUAUUAAGGUCCUAAAUGGAAUUAACCACUAAACUAACAAAUGUAGGAUUAUAUAGGCAUGUUAAAUGUACAAUACGAAGAAUAUUAAUUUCAUGUUGACAUCAGAUCUUUAAGAACAAAAUUGUUAUGACAGCAAAGUGCAACAUUUGGUUCUUUACAAGAACCACUAUUUACAGCAAUCCACUUGUGUCCGUUCAGAUUCCCCUUCACACUUGACACUGGCUUUUUGUACCUGCACAUAAAUGUUUUAGUCUAAAAACUUUUCAAUGUUGAAACUGUUCCUGUACCUUUCACCCGUUCGUUUUCUGCCUACUACAUACUUACAGCACUGUCUAUGCAAUGCACUUUGCUUGUUGUGUGUGAACAAUGUGUCCACCAGCUAACAUAACUAAUCUUUUGGUGCUAUGACACAUGUGUUUUGAUGUCACAAGCAUUAGCUACAUAGAGCCCACUCCCUUUCUCUCUGAAUCUUACAGGUCCCUCUCAAUGUGACUGCCCUUCCCCAACCCCCUCAAACCUUCUCAGAACAACUAUCCAGAAGCCCCCAAGAGAAAUUUCAGUUUUUCGACGCAGCACACACUCAAGUGUUGUCCAUUCUACCAAAGACUCUGCUGAGGAUAUAAGUGAAAAUAAAUCUGGCACUACUACAUACAAGUCAACAGGUCUUGCAGAGACCCUUGAGAGCAGAGAUUUCUCAUCUACCAUCUUUACAGACAUGUCAACUGAAUCCGGAUUUCCACAUGGUACAAUGGAGUAUGACACCACAACACUUCCCUCAGUACUGAGUAGCAAAGAUCUUCCACAACAUAGAACAUCAAGCUCCCAACCUUACACAGACUUUCAAGUUAGCAUGAAGCCUACAAAAGGUAGCUCUGAAACUCCUUUUUAUAGCAUGAAGCCUACUGGAACUGGAACAACUUAUUUCAGGACAGCUCUUCAGCAACUGACACAGCCUACAUAUGCUAACACAGUAAAAUCGCUUGCUUAUCUAGUAACUUCCUACACUAACAAAAACAAUCCAUAUUUUGGCAAGAGUUUAUCACCAACCACUGACUCACCAUAUACUAACGAGCUAUAUUUAACCAGUGAGCCGUCAGUUGAGAAAAUAUCUCAAAACCCAGAUGCUGAAAGCUCCUCUACCACAACAACCCAAAAUCUUUUCUCUGUGUCCAGCAUGGAGGUUGACAAAGUAUUCACUCACAGUACUGUCACCAAAAUGCAUCAUGCUACUGGAAUGUCAGAGAAGACAUUCAAGACACCUGUGGAGACACAUGCAAGUAAUACCCCCGUUUCUGUUGGCAGUACUUCAGAAUAUUCCUCUCUAAGUUCUUCUCAAUUUAGCCAGGUUACUGAGUGGGACGUUAAUACCAAGUUUGACUCUGACAGAUCCUUGUCUUUGGGCGAUGAGACAAAGGAAAAUAACCUUGGUUGGGCUGACACCUCUCUUACAUUUGCUUCCAGCAUGCAACCCGCUACUUUUAGCAGAACUGAACAACUUAUUCUAUCCCCUGAUACAAAAGUUUCUAUGCAAACCAAAACAACUGUACAUGAGGGAGGGGGCAUACACCAAAUUCCCUUGCAGUCAGAGGGUAACACAGCUGCCCUUAUAUCUCAAGAAAGGGGCAGUGAUGGUGCAGGCCCGAGACCUGGCUCUAACCCACUACUUGUUAUUAAAACAGAAUCGAAGGUUGAUGAAACACACAGGCAGAAGAACCUUAACCUCGUCAUUGCAGCUGUCCUAGGAAUAUUGGGAAUAAUGUUUCUUUGUGGAUUACUGUACGGUCUUCACUACAAGCGGAAAUAUCGGGUAAGUCUUUAUGGAGAGGAACUUCAAAUUAUAAUAAUAAAUCAGUGGGAGUAUGGUAGAGACUUGUACCAAUUACAUUAUUACACUGGGGACUUUUCUGUUGUGGUACAUGAAAAACCGAGUAAUCAGUUAAUACAAUUGCCUGACUAAAUCUCUAUUUUAGAUCAAAAGUGUAAACACAUAUCUGAAAGGUUGAACUUUAUUAGUACUGCACAUUAAUUCCUUAAAGGACCACUAAAGUCAUCCUGGCCACUUCAUCUCAAUUAAGUGGUCUGGGUGCAGUGGUCCUGCACCUUUUAACCCUGUAAAGCAUUACAGUUUUUUAGAAACUGCAAUGUUUACAUGGGAGGGUUGAAUCCACCUCUAGUGGCUGGCUUAUUUUCUGAUCGCCAAUACAGAUACUUGUCACAUUUCAUGAAAGCCCCCCAUAGAAAAGCAUUGCUUUAAUGCUUUCCUAUGGGGUAGCUUAGAUGUGCUUGCUGCAAAUCAGGUCUCCACUGCUCCUCUGUGAGGAGAAUAUGAUUGGACCACGCUGAAUGAUGCCUUGUCUCUUCGAUAAUUAAGCAGAUGGUGGAGAGCUAAGCAACACCAAGAUUGCUUUGGUGCUGAAAGCAGGUAAAUAAAACACUAUAUUUUAUUAUUUGUAAUCUCACAUGCAUGUGGAAGGGGUAGCUAUACAACCAGGGAUAGGAGCCCUAAAUCAUUAGGAAUACAGGUAUUCCUAAGGCUUUUUAGGACUCGAGUGCUUUUUCAGCCUAGAUUACUAUGUAACUAUGCAACUGCUCAGUCAUCCUUGUAGGUUUCUGUAGAUCUGGAGGAGGUUGCAUUUUACAGCUCCUCUGCAUAAAACUGACCAGAGCAAAUGUUUGUUUGAGAUGCCUUCUAUUUGGCUAUCAUGGCCUGUUCUUCCUGAUGAAUGCUAAAACGUUAAAUGAAUCAACAACAAAAUUCUUAUAAUAAACCUCGUAGAUAGAAAAGUUCCAGAAAAAAAGGUACACAAAUAGACAAAAUAUAUACAAGAACAGAAAAGCGUAGCCUCAGAGUUAACAUAUCUAAAUAAUAUACAGAAUACAGCUCUGUCUUCGGGAAAAAUAAGCACUAUCACCAGGGUAUUGAUACCCAAAUGUUUCAGUUAUUUGAGGUGCAUUCAAAAUUAGCUGUUUUCCGACCGUAACAGAGUGAAAACACAAAACACAGUUGACUCACCUGGCACAUUGAAUGCCAUCCAUGUCACUGUCAGUCAAGAGCCCAUUUCAGUUACAAUAAUUUUACUGACAGUGCUGUUCUGGGUUCACCCGUUGGAUCAACCAUUCUAGAGAAUUGCCAUAUUCAGUGUUCUGGCUUUGUAAUAACCAGAUUUGAUGCAGAGCUAUAUCUCAUUUGUCUUUAUUAAAGACAUGCCAUCUAUUUCUUAGAAGUGAGCAGGGUCGAGUUGAUGGUUAAAAUAACCAAGUUGGGAAAAAUAUCCUAAUUGUCAGCUCACUACAACUUACUAUUUCAUGAAAUAAGGCUAAAGAGAUUUAAUCAUUAGUUGGUUAUAGUGACUUGUGACAGAACUUGCAAAAUGUAAACCACUAUAGUGAUGAAAAAUGUUCAUGUGAUCUAAUAAGGUAUAUUCAAUGUGCAUAUGCUAGUAAACCAACACUCACAUGAUGAUUAGCCAGUCUUAAGUCUGUCAAGCUAUCAUGGGAGUUGUAGUUUUACUAUGGCUUGCAACAUUUGCAUCAGCUAACCUCUUAUCCUGCCUGUAAUGGAUAUAGAUAAUCUCUACGCUGUACACUGUAUAAAUAUAAAACCUUUAAAGAUAGAAGAAAAAAAAGCUUAGUAUUAAAAUAAUUGCAAUUAACUUUUUUUAAAGCAAACAAGGUGUCUUUACAGAAAGUCUUUAGUGGGUGACUUAACAAAAGUCUUUGUUCCUUCCUUUAGAAUUUAAAAGUUAUUUGUUUUCCUUCUCCAGAUGUUAAAGAGACAGCUAAACAGGCCGCAACAAGAUCCAGAGUCACCAGAAGAAAGGUGAGAUUUGUUGAAAACAUAAUGCGCAUUCAUCCUAUCCACAUUUUAGCUACCAGUCAAUGGGUGUUUCUCUCUCUCACACGUCCUGUGUAAAAAUUAAAUUGAGACCACCAAUGCCAAGUUAUUUUGGACUAUGAUAAGGGAUACGGUUACUGGGACAAACAGAAAUUUGAAAGUAGGUGGUGUCUAUUUGAUAACAAAAUCUAUUAACUGACACAAUUUAGUUGCACUAUAAGAUAAUUGGGAAGGUAAUUCAUUUGCAUGAAUGUUUUGUCUGAACUUUUAUGGGCAGUUAUCCUGGCAGACUGUAGUUUUUCAUAAAGUAGGUUCUUCUAACCACUAAGCUAUUGUGGUCUUUUUUUAUAGUAGUUAUUCUUUUCACUAUUACAUUACAUGUUUUCUGUUUGGUUUUCAGACCUCUUAAUAAUCAAGAAAUUGAACUUGAGGAGCUGUAGCUGGUAAGUAAUACUGUGUGAUUAUUUUUAACUGAGUAUUUUUUCUGAUACAUUUUGUAACUAGAGAGCUCAGAUAGUAUAUUCAUUACGGUAACAGAUUGUGUACAUAGACUUUGAAAAUAACCUGGAAAUAAUUUACUCUCUGCACAGAAGACAUGUCACAACCUUUCUCUAUUGCAAAAAAGAAAUAAAAAGCACAUGAGAAAGUAUUAGUCUUUGUUAACUGAGUAAACAAUAUAUCCAGGAAGGCUGUGUGUUAACUCUUUCCUCUUGAUACUGAAAAUGUUCUCUCUUAUCUGUAGGUUACGAAUCCAGAUGAUUGUAAAAUUAAAAAACUUUCGGAGGUUCCGAAGCAACCGUCCAAGUCUAACUUCUGCUGACGGCAGAAAAACUUAUGUGUGUGACACCUGUGUCUAAUGUCGCCGCACCUUUUCCGUCUACAUUUCCCAUCAGUUACGAAGUCAUUGCACUCAGAUGGGGCACACCCUACAGAUUCCAAGACUUGUUUCAUUAUCCAUGCAAAUUACUUGGAAAAUAUCCGCCUUCAUUCACAAACAGUCUGUAUUGCACAUAGGUUGGAGCUAUUUUAAGUGUGUUCAAUCUUUUUUUUUUUUUUUUUUUUAAUUAGCAAAAGGCAGCCUCUAAAGCAGUCUGUUAUAGUGACUGGACUGGGGGAAUGAUGGACUGCAACAUUUGUAUACAAAAACACAUUUGCACCUAGUCAUAGGAAAAUGCUGAGACUGCUCUCGAUGGUGACAAUUUCACGUCCAAUCUUUAGUCCCAGUAUGUUAUUUCUCAACAUGAAAAUGGAAGAAGUAAAAAAAGAAACAUUUCAUCUGAAUGCCGGAUAUAAUUGAUGUUGCGCAGGUGUUUAAGUAGGAAUACAAUCAACGUUUUUAACAUUCUUGAACAUUUAUAAACGAUGCAAGCAUGAUAACGUUUAUUGAACUGUGAGGUUUGUAGAAAAAUGGUUGUAGAUUUGCCUUGUGCUUUGAGGAGUUCUACAAUAAUAUCACCCAGCAGACAGCCUUAUUAUUUAUAAAAUAGGAUUUGAAAGGUCAUGGCAUAUGACCUAUAGGUCACACUAAACUCAUCAAAUUAUCAAAAGUGAUAUUCAAGAUUGCCAGACAUGAGACAGUUUCCUUCACCCCUCCCACCCCGAUGUCAAUCCUGCCUGUGCUAGCUUGUCCGUCUGAUAGUUAUGCACAUUCCAAAAUUGAAUCGUAAUGUGUGCCUACAUUGAAGCCCUACUAAGUAAUUUUGCUCCUGCUUAAAACACAGGUUUUACUGGGCCAUAAUUGUUUUUUUUAAAUUGGAUUACUAAUUGAAAUGUGAAUGUUCAUAUACUUGGAAUUGUCUCUUGUUUGGUAUGUAAGUCAGAGCUUGGAAGCAUCUCACUGAAGUUUUCUACGGCUGGGUUUUUUGGAUUAGUAGGCACUUUACUGCUGGGUGCCUUGCAAAAGGAGAUCUCGUAAUAAAGCUCUCUGUGCUGGCCGCAGAGUUUGGGGGGGAUCCGUUUUAUGUGUUUUUUUUAUUUGCUAUAGAGUCUUUUUGUAUUUUUAUAUGUUAACAUUAUGAAUGUGCCAUGUACAUUUUUUUUAAAAGAUAAUUAUUUAAGAAUAUUGUAUAUUUAAUAGAUGUUUUAUUUGUAUUUCCGUGUCUGUUGUUUUUUUUUUUGUUUUUUUUAAAUGCCGGUAUUGUUUCUAUUAACAGGAACUGAAAGUUUCAUUAUAAUUCUGUGUAACCACAAAUGUACCACAAG
This is a messenger RNA of Pelobates cultripes (western spadefoot toad), 16717 nucleotides long. NCBI's taxonomy places the organism in Eukaryota, Metazoa, Chordata, Amphibia, Anura, Pelobatidae. The record is from the annotation of a GenBank genome assembly.